Molecule: messenger RNA, 987 nt
Organism: Coprinopsis cinerea okayama7#130
Lineage: Eukaryota; Fungi; Basidiomycota; Agaricomycetes; Agaricales; Psathyrellaceae
Exons: 5
Coding region: 1-780 (259 amino acids)
Biological process (GO): translation
Cellular component (GO): cytosolic small ribosomal subunit; ribosome
Molecular function (GO): structural constituent of ribosome
Source: RefSeq, a predicted model, not a curated record
AUGGACAUCGUUCCCCCCAUCUCGAUUAUCCGCGAACGGGGCGCAGGGAACGGUGUCAAUCCAACGCCAGCCGCCAGCUAUGUGGCUACGGCUGCGUCGUGGAACGGAAAGCACUUCGAGUGCUACCUUUGCCACCGCGGCUUCGCACGCCUCGACUCUCUGAAUGCGCACUUGAACUCGGCCGCUCACGAUGAGAACGAGUUUAAGUGUCCGAAUACCAAGUGUAAGAAAUCGUUCACUCUGAUCUCGGGAUUCGUCCAGCAUUUGGAGAGUCGAUCGUGCGGACUCGCCAACAUCAAAGAAAUACAGGCUAGGUUUGAUGAUUUAGCUGCACAGUUUGACCAUAUGCUUGCGUUAACAACUCGAAUGCAACCAUGUGUUUCCUCAAAAGGCACGAAUUAUUCUGCGAAACGCGCUCCAGGAUACUGUCGUGCGUCCGGGUGUUCGGGGCUUAACGCAGCGCCUCGCGGCCAACUCCACGCCAUCACCGGCUGCGGAGAUAUCCGAAACCUUAUCAGCGAAAACUGCACAGGCCUACUGCAAUCGUCUUGGUCAUCGUCCUCCACGACAUCCUCAUCGUCAAGCAAAAUGGGAAAAGUUCACGGAUCUCUCGCCCGUGCCGGUAAAGUCAAGUCGCAAACCCCCAAGGUUGAGCCCCAGGAGAAGAAAAAGACUCCCAAGGGACGUGCUAAGAAGAGGCUCCUCUACAACCGACGAUUCGUCAAUGUCACCACGCUACCGGGCGGCAAGCGAAGAAUGAACCCCAACCCCGAGAAGUAAACGCACCAACUAGAUCUCAGUGGACGCCCAUUUCCCAGCUGCUGUUUGGUGGGGACAAAAGAGAUACACGACCCUGGGCAGGACGUUGUAGCAUUACCUACUUUUUUGGGGGUGGUCAUAUCAUCUUUCGGUUUCCUUCGCAUCUCUUCGACAACACGCAUCUCGUCUAUGCCCGCCUUAUGAUUAAUGCAGAUAUGAUUAAGCCCA